Molecule: messenger RNA, 2225 nt
Organism: Esox lucius (northern pike)
Lineage: Eukaryota; Metazoa; Chordata; Actinopteri; Esociformes; Esocidae
Product: proline-rich protein 36-like
Exons: 2
Coding region: 805-1677 (290 amino acids)
Source: RefSeq, a predicted model, not a curated record
AGUUCACUUUUUGAACAUAGGUCACCAAAAUGGGUUUCACACAAUAGUGAAUUCAUGCUUAAAUGCAUGUUUGUGUGAUUUAGUUAAUUGAUGCCGGCUGACAGUGAUUCACUUUGAAAGGCAUUUAUUGACAUCUUGUGGUAGGUUUCAAAGGUGCACUUGAUCUGUAGUUAUUGCAUUGUUGGACAUUUUCCUGACAGAUUUUUCUUCUUCAUGUGAGUGAAUGAGUGUUUCGAGUGAACUAACACUAUUGUUUGCUUAAUUGUUGAUCAUGGAGCUUGUAAUUCCAGUUAUGUGGGUUUGAUUCCCAGAGGGACCAGCAUGAAACUAAAAGCACACUACUUUAAGUAGUGGAUAUGAGCAUCUGCUAACAGAAGAUAACAGAAGAAUGUAAAGAGCUAUAAUAAGAUUCAGUACUGGCUGUCCUGUUGCCUUCAGAGGGAGGAACUGGGUGCUGUACGUCAGCCUGAGGCACAUCGAUGGGAACAGUCAUGCUGGGUUGAUUCAUACUCUCUUUCCCUACAUCGUAUCUCUGUUUUUCUAAUUAACAUAAGGUCUGUCGGACUUCCUCACUGUCCCAGCCCAGAGGAUAGAGUGCACAGCCCGACCCGAUCAGCAGACCUGGGAACAGAGAACAUACAUCUGUGAACACAAAUCAAAGAUCAGUCUUAAAGGACGGGUCACUGCAUGCCUUCAAUUGGCCGCUCAUCCAGAUUUCAGUUUGGAGGUUCUUGAGGGAAGUUAAGGGAUGAGAGGGGAGUUAUGGGAUGAAAGGACUAAAGAGAAUAUAGGACAGAAAGAGGAAUGAGAAGGGACGAGGGGGGAAGGGAUGGGGGCUGGAUAAGAAAGAAGACAGAGGAAAGAGGGAGGCUGACCCGGUUACAACUGUCUGGACCACCCUGCCCGGUUACCACUGUCUGGACCACCCUGCCUGGUUACCACUGUGUGGACCACCCUGCCCGGUUACCACUGUCUGGACCACCCUGCCCGGUUACCACUGUCUGGUCAACCCUGCCCGGUUACCACUGUCUGGACAACCCUGCCCGGUUACCACUGUCUGGACCACACUGCCCGGUUACCACUGUCUGGACAACCCUGCCCUGUUACCACUGUCUGGACCACCCUGCCCGGUUACAACUGUCUGGACCACCCUGUUCGGUUACCACUGUCUGGACCACCCUGCCCGGUUACCACUGUCUGGUCAACCCUGCCCGGUUACCACUGUCUGGACCACCCUGCCCGGUUACCACUGUCUGGAAAACCCUGCCCGGUUACAACUGUCUGGACCACCCUGCCCGGUUACCACUGUCUGGACAACCCUGCCCGGUUACCACUGUCUGGACCACACUGCCCGGUUACCACUGUCUGGACAACCCUGCCCAGUUACCACUGUCUGGACCACCCUGCCCGGUUACCACUGUCUGGACCACCCUGCCCGGUUACCACUGUCUGGACCACACUGCCCGGUUACCACUGUCUGGACCACCCUGCCCAGUUACCACUGUCUGGACAACCCUGCCCAGUUACAACUGUCUGGACAACCCUGCUCGGUUACCACUGUCUGAUCAACCCUGCCCAGUUACAACUGUCUGGUCAACCCUGUCCGGAUUCCACUGUCUGGACAACCUUGCCCGGUUACCAUUGUCUGGACCACCCUGUCCGGUUACAACUGUCUGAUUAUCUAUCUGAUCAACCUUGUCUGGUUACCUGUCGGGUUAACCUUGUAUGUCUGAAUACCUGACCUCUGACUAAUCAACAGUUAAGAAAAAUCUUGACAAUGUACAGACUAGCUCAGUAAGCAGGCCUGGCUGUUGAGGAAAGACAUACUGCCCACAUAAUUAGGUGGAAUUGGAGCUGCACUUGCUAACACAUUUCCUUUAGAUCGUACAGACAUAUUUGAAAUAAAAUGUUGAAUAAGCCUUGUACAUUGCCCUGGUCCGGAUAUAGACUGGGUGUAACGGUCCGUUCCGCUUUGUGUUUUCUGUGUGUCCUUGGUUUGUCAUGUCCUUGUUUGGUCUUUCCUGUUCUCGUUUCAGUUAAUCAGUUAAUUCCAUUCACCUGUGUUUAGCCUUGCAUUGUGGGAUAGUUGAUGUGCUGUACGCUGCCUGCUGUUACCUACCUGGCUACCUGCCAAACCUUUUCAAAUUUACUUUAUAUAAACUAAUAGGUCAAAAUUCUAUUUUAAGAGUUUUACCAACGCAAUAUUUUUAUCUGUUGACCUCUUA